Arabis nemorensis is the source of this 469-nucleotide messenger RNA. Lineage: Eukaryota; Viridiplantae; Streptophyta; Magnoliopsida; Brassicales; Brassicaceae. The record is from the annotation of a GenBank genome assembly.
AUGUCGUCUGUAGAUGAUAAAGAGAGUGGGAAAGAGACUGAUCUAGAGAUUGCUAAAGAGAGUGAGAAAGAUGGUGGUAAGGAAAUCGGUGAAGAGGCUGCUAAGGGGACCAAUGAGGAGGGUUCUCAGGAGUCGCAUGGUGAUUGGCUUAAUGAAAAAUAUGAGGAUUGGGCCAAGGAUCCUGAUGAAGAGGGGGACAAAGYGACUGAUCAGAAGAGUCUUAAGGAGCGUGAUAAGAAGCGUGUUAAGAAGGUGGCGUAUCCCGGUAGAAAGUUUCCUCUUGGAAAAGAACCUGCACAAGAGAYAAGUAUGAAUCGCUACUYUGAUAUGACAAACCUUGGUAGGCUUCAUGAAUCUUUAGGGGAUGAUGUCUGGAGCUAUUUGUUAAAUUCAUCAGUGGGUGUGAUUCUUAAGUUUGUUGACAAAGAAUUCACAUGGUCGGCGAAGAUAGUGCAUGAUAUGCUCACCC